Molecule: messenger RNA, 1720 nt
Organism: Anarrhichthys ocellatus (wolf-eel)
Lineage: Eukaryota; Metazoa; Chordata; Actinopteri; Perciformes; Anarhichadidae
Gene: cdca8
Product: cell division cycle associated 8
Exons: 11
Coding region: 418-1257 (279 amino acids)
Biological process (GO): mitotic sister chromatid segregation
Cellular component (GO): spindle midzone; chromosome passenger complex; chromosome, centromeric region
Source: RefSeq, a predicted model, not a curated record
CCCUCUAGCAUGUAGAGCUGGCCCUGCAUGCCUGCUGUUAAAACAAGUGAUUAUUAAGUAACCGCAGUCUGCUAGAUGCCAAAAAUAAAUGUGUAGAUCUGUGUGCAUCAUCACUGCAGUCUUGCAGGCUUCAUUUGUGUUGCACUAUUUACUUACGUCUUCUCGUUGAGCUUGCCCAGCACCGUAUCCGUGGCUUGAGAGAGUUUAAAACGCAGCCGUUCCUCCAGGUCAGGAAAGUCUCCGAGCGGCGUGUUGGAGAUUUGGACGUUGGAAAGCGCUCGCGACUGCUCCGCCAAGUUCCCGAGAGACCCCAUCAGAGGGCUGCAAUCGGCCAACACACUCUUCCAUACUUUCUGGUUGCUUUCGAGAGUCUGGAAGCUUUUCCUCAGCGCUUGAUGAAGUGACGUUAGCGCAGACAUGGCUCCCAGGAAAAGGACGACCAAACAACGGAAGAUCAACCCCAAAACGAACAAGCUGGAGGCUUUUCUGGAUGAUUUCGACAGUGAAGUGAAGACCAGAGUUGGAUAUAUGAAAGAGAAGAUCAACCAGCUGCUGAAAGAUGUGGACAACAACUACAACAUGGCAAUAAUUAAGCUCCCCAAGGCUGUCAGACAGAUGACCUGGUUGGAGCAUUUCAGGACUGAGAAACCAACAUCCCCAGAAUUGGACAAUAUAAAUAGAGACGAGGAAGCUGCUAUUGUUGAAAGCGUUGUGGCCGAGGACCACGCAGUCCUUCUGAAAUCAGUCAAGAAAACAUCAAAGAAAAAAGGUGGCACCAAAUACAGGUCAGGGGAUGAAAACACCCCGAGCACAACACGGAAGGGGAAAGCAACAAGGAAACCUCCAACUACAUCAAAAAGAGCAAAGGCGCUGGCGGUCGCCAUGCAGAACACCUCGAUCAGACGAUCAAGCAGGAAGGCGUUGGUCACUCCUGCCAGGAGCAUGCUGAACUCUUCUUUGAUGAUGGGCCCCACCCCCCUCAUCACCCCGCGCUUCGACCCAAGGCUGCCUAAGACCCCCGCUGUGAGGAAUCCCCGCCACAAAGAGAGGGUUUACAGCAUUUCAGUCAACGGCUCUCCCAUCGCAGCAGGAAACGAGGACAUCGUCAUCAACCUCCCCAUCGGCAACGGAGAGAGCGUCCAGCUUCUGGCCAGUCAGAUAGACUCUGUGGACUUGUCUCAGCUUGAUGAAACCGCUCUGAAAAGCAUUCGGCUGCUGCAGAAUCGACUCACAACCCUGUGUGCAACAGCAGAGUGACCCGACUUGUACAUUACUUUUUUACUUAUUUUAUUUGUCCUGCAAGCCCUGUAAGACUGUUAACUCUGCAAAUAUGAUUUACUGCUCAUUCUUUGAUUUGUAAGUACACUCUAAUCUUACAUUUUAGUGUGUGUGUGUGUGUGUGUGUGUGUGUGUGUGUGUGAGAGAGAGUGAGAGGGUUUACUGGGGACUGCAAUGUGUUGGUUGAUAAGAGCAAUAAGGCAGCAUUUCUCCAUAGAGGUUUUACUUGUCUGUGCUUUCUCUCCAGUUGUAACCUGUCCUCAGUAUAAAAGCUGUGGACAUUAGACCAAAAUAUUGACGUAAAAGCUGUUUCAAUACUUAUUUCUCCUGCUGAUGAUCACUCACAAUCUUGGUAUUUGCUUUGACACCUUAAUAUGGUUUUACUUCAAUGUACAUCAUUAUAUAUAUUUAUGGGAAACUAAUAAAACGUUGUUGUGCUGCA